AUGCAGGUGGUCAAAACAUUGCUUCUGCAAGCCAGGCCAAUGAUGAUCCUAACGACCAACCAUUGCAAAUGCGUGGUCCAGUUUCGGUUUAACCUGCAGGCAAACGACAACCUUAACAACCCCCAUAAAAAGGAUGGUUGUCUGCAGGAGGUCCUAAAGGAACAUAAGACAAGUCUGAGGAGGAGAUAUGAAUGUGUGACUGAAGGAAGUGAUAAAACAGGAAGUACAACCCUUUUCAACAGGAUUUACACUGACCUCUACAUCACAGAGGGACAGAGUGAAGAGGUUAAUACCCAACAUGAGGUGAAGCAGCUUGAGAGAACUGUCAAGUUCCAGAACCUCCAUGGUUGUCCAAUCAGGUGUCAGGACAUCUUCAAAGCCUUACCUGACCAACAUGGAGCCAUAAGAGUGGUUCUGACCAACGGCGUUGCUGGUGUUGGAAAAACCUUCUCAGUGCAGAAGUUCACUCUGGACUGGGCAGAGGGCUUGGAGAACCAAGAUAUCAGUGUGGUGAUUCUGCUUUCCUUCAGGGAGCUGAACCUGAUCAGAGAUCAUCAGCACAGUCUUCUCACACUGCUCCAUCUUUUCCAUCCAACCCUCCAGAAGCUCCCAGCAGAGAAGCUGGCUGUCUGGAAACUUCUCUUCAUCUUUGAUGGCCUGGAUGAAAGCAGACUUUCUCUGGACUUCAAUAACAGUCAGCUUGUUUCUGAUGUCACACAGAGGUCAUCAGUCAAUGUUCUUGUGAUGAAUCUCAUCAAGGGGAACCUGCUUCCCUUGGCUCUUGUCUGGAUAACUUCCCGACCUGCGGCAGCUAGUCGGAUCCCUUCAUCCUGUGUUUCCAGGGUAACAGAAGUACGAGGCUUCACUAACGUUCAGAAGGAGGAGUACUUCAGGAGGAGGUUCCUUGAUGAAAAGAUGUCCAGCAGGAUCAUCUCCCACAUCAAGACCUCCAGGAGCCUCCACAUCAUGUGUGGGAUACCAGUGUUCUGCUGGAUCACUGCUACGGUUCUGGAGAACCUGUUGACCAUGGAGCAGAGAAGAGAGCUCCCCAGUACCAUGACUGACAUGUACUCACACUUCCUGCUUGUUCAGACCAAGAGGAAGGAGAAGUACCGUGAAGGUCAAAAGGAGCUGAUGCAGGGUGACAGGGAAGUUCUCCUGAAACUAGGGAGGCUGGCGUUAGAACAUCUGGAGAAAGGAAACAUCAUAUUUUACCAAGAAGACCUGGAACAGUGUGGUCUGGAUGUCACAGAGGCAUUGGUGUACUCAGGAGUUUGUACAGAGAUCUUCAAAAGAGAGAGUGUGAUCUUCCCAAAACCAGUCUACUGCUUUGUUCAUCUGAGCAUCCAGGAGUUUCUGGCUUCAGUCUACAUGCUCCACUGUUUGACCAGCAGGAUCACAGAGGAAGUGAACAACUUCCUUGGAGAAGAAUACAAAGAAACAUUUAUGGAAAGAAUCAUUGGACAAAUCUUCAGAAAAACAUCUCUGGAGGACUUCAUGAAGAGAAUCAUUGACAAAUCCCUCAGGAGUCCAAACGGCCACCUGGACCUAUUUGCUCGUUUCCUUCAUGGCCUAUUUGUUGAGUCCAACCACAAACUCUUAGGCUUUCUACUGGGUCAGAUGGAGAUAAGUCCAUCAACCAUCCAAAGAGUCAUCAACAAUCUAAAGGAGAUGAACACUGAUGAUAUCUCUACUGACAGAAGCAUCAACAUCUUCCACUGUUUGAUGGAGAUUAAGGAUCAGUCUGUUUACCAGGACAUCCAGCAGUUCCUGAAAUCAGAGAAAAGAUCAGAGGAGAAGCUCUCAGAGAUCCAGUGCUCAGCUCUGGCCUACGUGUUACAGAUGUCAGAGGAGGUUAUGGAUGAGUUGGACCUGGAGAAGUACAACACAUCAGAAGAAGGACGACGUAGACUGGUUCCAGCUGUGAGGAACUGCAGAAAGGCUCGACUUGGUGGCUGUUCUCUCAAUGAGGCUGACUGUGAAGUUGUGGCCUCAGCUCUGAAGUCCAACUGUUAUCUCACCGAAGUGAUAACAGAUGAGAUCAGUGGAGGGAAAAGAUUUGGAGACUCUGGAAUGAAGCAUCUGUGUGAGAUACUGGAAAGCUCAAUCUGCAAACUGAAGAAACUGACAUUGAAUCGCUGCAGUUUGUCAGAGAUCAGCUGUGCUUCUCUGGUCUCAGCUCUGAAGUCCAACCCCUCCCAUCUGACAGAACUGGACCUGAGUGACAACAGAAACCUGAAAGAUGGUGGAGUGAAGCAGCUCUGUGGUUUUCUCCAGUCUCCCCUCUGUAAACUACAGACAUUGAGAUUGAUUGACUGCAGUUUGUCAGAAAUCAGCUGUGCUUCUCUGGGCUCAGCUCUGAAGUCCAACCCCUCCCAUCUGACAGAACUGGACCUGAGCAGGAACGACCUGAAAGAUGGUGGAGUGAAGCAGCUCUGUGGUUUUCUACAGUCUCCCCUCUGCACCCUACAGACAUUGAGGUUGUAUGACUGCGGUUUGUCAGAGAUCAGCUGUGCUUCUCUGGUCUCAGUUCUGAAGUCAAACCCCUCCCAUCUGAGGGAACUGGACCUGGAGUUGAACAACCUGAAGGAGUCAGAUAUUCAGCAGCUGCGGGAUCUUGAAAAGAGUCCAGACUGCAAACUGCAGAUUCU
Molecule: messenger RNA, 2651 nt
Organism: Cyprinodon variegatus (sheepshead minnow)
Lineage: Eukaryota; Metazoa; Chordata; Actinopteri; Cyprinodontiformes; Cyprinodontidae
Product: NACHT, LRR and PYD domains-containing protein 3-like
Exons: 6
Molecular function (GO): protein binding
Source: RefSeq, a predicted model, not a curated record